Tilletiopsis washingtonensis is the source of this 869-nucleotide messenger RNA. RefSeq lists its product as hypothetical. The transcript has a single exon. The coding region runs from base 152 to 721 and encodes 189 amino acids. The record is from RefSeq and is a predicted model, not a curated record. NCBI's taxonomy places the organism in Eukaryota, Fungi, Basidiomycota, Exobasidiomycetes, Entylomatales.
UCUGCACCUGAGGCACGCCGUCUGCGAGGCGAGUCGAGCGGAGCCGGGACGCAGCGCUUGUGCCGGCGAUCCGCGGAGUCGGCGCCGACGGGCAGCUGAGCACUCUUGCUCGCCACUCCACUCAGCCAGCGCUCCGACGCAGCGGCAUGAGAUGGGGGAACGCAGCACCACACACCAGGCGUGCUCAGCAGACGACGACGACGAGGCUCAAGGACGCCCUUGGGCAGCGCGGCGGCAGCCAAGAGGCGCCAGCAGCAGGCUGCUCACGUCACGGCGUUCUCGGCGGCAACCCCAGGCGGCACAUCUGCGAUUGCGUGCCGGCACCCGGACCCCGAUGCCGACGCUGCUCUUGCCUCUCGAGCACUUGCGACGGCGAGCAGAGCAGCGAUCUGUGAGCGCGUGGGCGUCGGGCGUGCGCUGUGCUGCACUGGCAGACGGCAAGGCGCUGCCUGCUGCCGAGUUGUGCCUGCGCCAGCGCGCGAUCCCGACCGCUCGCUUGCUAGCUUGCUGCGGCUGCCCGCUGCUGCAGGGAGAGAGCGCCCAUGAGGGCGCGCGUGUCGAUCGCAGGGCCGCGCCUAAUCGACCUGCCCGUUCGAGAGCUCAAAUACGAACUGCCGCCGCUGCCGCUGCCUCGGUUCAUUCGAGUGCUCCGGGAAGGGCAGGAGAUGUGCUGCACGCCGAGGCGGCCCGCAUGGUGCUUCCUCGGCCCGCCUUCUCGUGAGCCACCUGCCCUGCAGCGUCGUCACUCGGGGAGCGAGCAUGGCGAUGAGCGAGCGGCGCUCGGCUCGCGGCGAGCUCGAGCCUCCUUCCGGGCGCCGCGCGCCGCGCCGUCAUGGGCCAUUCAAGGCCAGCGCAGAGCGGCAGGGGUG